GCCUCAACCUCAUCAUCAACCACACUUCCUCACUUGCCUCCAUAUAUAGCAACCUUUGCUUCUCUCAUUAAUUAAUUCACAAACUAACUUAGCUUCCAAAUUCAUAUGGAGAGGGUGACAAAGAUGGUAUCAGAGAGGCCAGUGGUGAUAUUCAGCAAGAGCUCGUGCUGCAUGAGCCACACCAUAAAGACCCUCUUGUGUGACUUUGGGGUGAAUCCAGCGGUUCAUGAGCUGGAUGAGAUCCCAAGAGGCAGAGACAUUGAGCAAGCUCUUUCAAGGCUUGGUUGUUCUCCAUCUGUUCCUGCUGUCUUCAUUUCUGGUGAGCUUGUUGGUGGAGCCAAUGAAGUCAUGAGCCUUCACCUUAAUCGCUCCUUAAUUCCAAUGCUUAAGAAAGCAGGAGCCCUUUGGGUUUAAUUGAUCAAUUCAUAUAAUUGAUCUUCUCCCAAUUCAUCACCACUCAUCUUGAUCAACCACACAUAUAUGCAGGCUCUCUAAUUAAUAAUUAUACCUGUUUUGGUUAUAUAUAUGUAUGUAAUGAUGUGAUUAUAUACGUAGGAGCAGCAUAUAUAUAAUGAGGAUAUAUGUGUGUGUGUGUGUGUGUGUGUCCACGGUAUUAUUAGGAUAGAGUAUAUCGCACUAGCUAUGUAAUAAUGAGGCUAACUUAACUGAUCGUGGUGUAGUUUAGCCUUUUUUGACGGGUUAAAUCAAUGUAAUGUUAUCUUUUUGAUAUACAUAUAUAAUAAAUUAGAUGGAGUUGCAGCUUA
Glycine soja is the source of this 764-nucleotide messenger RNA. Its product is annotated as monothiol glutaredoxin-S2. NCBI's taxonomy places the organism in Eukaryota, Viridiplantae, Streptophyta, Magnoliopsida, Fabales, Fabaceae. The record is from RefSeq and is a predicted model, not a curated record. The transcript has a single exon. The coding region runs from base 106 to 414 and encodes 102 amino acids.